Messenger RNA from Salmo salar (Atlantic salmon), 1581 nucleotides. RefSeq names its product tumor protein D54. The record is from RefSeq and is a predicted model, not a curated record. Gene Ontology annotation, cellular component: cytoplasm. Lineage: Eukaryota; Metazoa; Chordata; Actinopteri; Salmoniformes; Salmonidae.
UGGGAAAGUAGCUUAUACUGUAAAAUAGCAUCGAUGAUCAAUGUGGCGCAUGUUCUGUAUACAAAUACCUAUUAUUUGUUUACCUAACCGGAGCGCACUCCCCAUUACCACACACACUCUCACGUGCGGAAGAUUAACUCUGAUUCUCAUAAUUACAGGUUGCUUUUUCCUCUUGAAUAAACAACAUUACUUUUCCAAUAAGACUACAUUAUAGUGUUUUCUUCUCUUUUCUGUAAAUGGCUUAGGUAUGUAAACCAUUGCGUGAGGCUGAAUUUGAGCAUAGAGAAGCAUUUGAGAGAUCUAGUAUCGACGAGUAGGGAUUGGACUCCAUUUAGCAAGAGCAACGUUAGCUUGAACACGGAAAAUACGUACCGGGUGAAACUGAGUUUUUCAUACGUCUGCUGAUCAUGAAUAGGCAAGGUUGCAGUGGGGAGAAUGUUUCACCAAGGAACAUUUCCAUUGGAAUAUCAAGAAAUGGUCUGACUAACGGUCUAUCAGAGGAGGAUGAGGAUGAUUUAAAGAUGGAGCUAGCAAAGACAGAGGAUGAGAUGCAGACAUUGCGGCAGGUGCUCUUGGCCAAAGAGAAAUAUGUGGUGGACAUCAAGAGGCAGCUGGGUAUGGGCCCCUUCAGUGAGAUUAAACAGAACAUGUCCAAAGGCUGGCAUGAAGUCCAAACCUCCAACAUAUAUCUGACCGCCUCAGCUACUCUGGAGGACAUCAGCCAAUCUAACGCGUAUAAGAUGACCCAUGACACUAUUUCUCAUGCAGGACAGAUCAGCACUGCUGCCAUGUCCACAAUGGGUGUGGCCAUCACUAGGAGACUGGGAGAAAUGAGAGCACUGCCUUUGCCAAGCCCACCUCGCCCCUCCUUGGGCCACUCCAUCAGUGUGCCUGCUAUGAGUAUGAGACAUUCCAAUACAUUCAAGUCCUUUGAAGACAUGGUGGGAAGCGUGAAGAACAAGGUGUCUGGGAGUCGAGGGAAUGAUGGAAAUGUCUCUGGGUUUGGCAGAAGCCCAUCUCAGAACAGUGGUUCCUUCUAACAUAAUCCACCUAAUUUUCCCUCUUCCAUCUGUAAUCUUACUACAGUAUACUCCCUUAAUCACUUUCACCUGAUGUCAUUGUCCACACUACCCCAUCAGACAUUAAACAUUUUGUAGGAUGUUGAUGAAUGAAUAAAUGACCAAAUACAGUUUCUAUGGAUUCCGUGUGGGCUAUGCAGAGAUAUUUAACUUUUUUGUUGUUGUUGGAGUGGGGUGGGAGAGAUUUAAAAUGUCAUACUGUGAAUUGAAUGUCAUCAAGGUACAAAUGUUUUUCUACAAUUUUAUAGAAUGUAGCUUUAGUUGUGAGAUAGGAGUAAUGCAUUUUGUAUAUCUUUGUCAGUGUUGGUUCCAACCAUUCAUUCAUUUAAAAUGUUAAAUAGUAUUUCCAAUAUCCAGAUAUUUAUAUUGUCCUGUUGAUUGAAGGAAAAUAGUACUGUUAGCUUAUUUCCUGCUACUGCAUUCUAAGAACAUAACAAUCCCAAAUGUACAGUGAAGUAUUUUUGUACUUUGAGAAUUUUUUAUUAAAACGUAUUAGAUGUGG